ACCCGACCUCACCGACUGCCGAGGUCACGGAUGCAACAACCGUGGAUUCUGCCGACAGACCAGAGAAGGCGACCCCUUCACUUGCAUGUGCCCUCGGGGUUACCUGGGAGCCAUGUGUGAAAUAGAAGUGUGUAGUUCGGACAAGUGUCGCAACGGAGGCACGUGCAGACUGACUACUAAGACGUCAUACGCCUGUGACUGUCCCACGGGGUUCAGUGGUCAAGACUGUGAGGUCAAAGUUCCAUGCGCUUCCAACCCAUGUAGGAAUGACGGGAAAUGUUUUCAGGAUGUCCAGGGAAACUACUUCUGCCAGUGUCCAGUGACCUUCACAGGUCAGAACUGUGACGUCUCUGAUCCCUGUUCGUCUGCGCCCUGCCAGCACGGGGGGAGGUGUGAGGUUGGGGGCUCACUGUCGGCAACGAAUGGCCGGGGGUUCGAGUGCCAUUGUGACCCACAUUUCACCGGAGAUUUCUGUGAGAUUGAGAAUGUCUGCAAACCUAGCCCCUGUCUCAACUCGGGCGUCUGUCGUCUGCUGGUGUCAUCAUCCUCCCAGCUGCCUCUUGGAGGAGGACGAGGAGGGAAAGAUGGAGGGGAAAGAGGAAGAGGAGGAGGAGAAAGACCACGUUAUGAGUGCACAUGCCCACAAGGAACUUUUGGCCCUCGAUGUCAGUUCCUGGACCCGUGUACGUCCGCUCCGUGUCAAAACGGGGCCACGUGUCAGAGAUCCAACACACAGUUCUCCGUCUACUACACGUGUAGCUGUCCACAGGGCUUCAGGGGUCAAAACUGCCACAUUCCUCAAACCUGUGAUAGUCGCCCUUGCCAGAAUGGUGGAACUUGUUAUCCUUUCGGCUCUUCCUCCUCCUCCACCUCUUUCUUCCCAUCUUCUUCCUCCUACUCCUCUGUACUCUCUGCCUCCCUCUCCUCCUCCGCUUCCUCAACCUUUUCCCCUUCUUCCUCCUCCCCCAGCAUCUCUUCCUCUCCAUCUUCCUCCGCUUCCUCCUCCUUCUCUCCCUCGUCCUCCUCCUCCUCCUCCUCCAACAUCUCUUUUUCUCCUUCUUCCUUUUCCUCCUCUUCCUUCUCCUCCAUUAUCUCCCUUUCCUCCCCUGCCGCCUCCUCCUCCUCCUCUCACGGCUAUUUUUGUCGCUGCGCGCCUGGUUUCUCCGGCACCAACUGCCAGACGCCAGUAGCCUGCGCCAACAACCCGUGCAGAAAUGGCGGCAAAUGCUACUCGUCUGGCACCAUGUACGUGUGUGUGUGUCCUGCCAGCUACACAGGCCAGCUCUGUGAGACAAAGUCCCCACAAGGCCCCUGCAGAAACAGGCCAUGCGCCAACUCGGGCUCCUGCUUCGAGUCAGGGACUACUUUUGUGUGCGUCUGCCCACCAGGGUUCACGGGGUCAGUUUGCAACCGACCUAUCAGCGACGCCUGCUCCUUACGCCCGUGCCAAAAUGGAGGUUCUUGCUACUCUUCCAGAAAUUCUUCAGUCUGCGUCUGUCUUCCCGGGUACCGCGGAAAUUCUUGCGAAAUGACCGAUCCGUGUAGAUCAUCAUCAUCAUCAUCAUCAUCAUCAUCAUCAUCAUCAUCAUCAUCAUGUCAGUGCCCGCCUGGUAUCACCACACAGGACUGCAGUGCCGGCGACCCAUGCACCCCCAACCCCUGCCACAAUAAGGGCGUGUGUCUCCCCGUACCCUCGCUCGGACCACCCCUUCUGCCCCCGCCCUCUCAAGCAUUCAGUCCUUUCUUUCCUUCUCCUUUCGGAACCUCUCAAAAAGACGGAAAUUCUGUCCCUUCACUUGGAACCACUCCUCGACAAAAUUCUCAACAACAGAGAAGAUAUUCUUGUCGAUGCCAGCCAGGAUUCACGGGCCCAAAUUGUGAUGACGUAGAACGUAAUAACUGUGUCCGCACUCCGUGUCUCAAUAACGGGGUGUGCGCAACUCAAACCACGGGGUCCGCCGUGCCGCCGGUAAUGAUAUGCAGAUGUCCUUUAGGAUUCUCCGGCCCACGCUGCGAGAUAGCGGAAUCCUGCAAAAGUCGGCCAUGUUUGAAUAACGGGCGAUGUACCAGAAGUAAAGAUGGCGACCGCCGUUCUGCAUCUUCUCUGUCCAGGAAAUCACGUGCUGUGAUGGUGUGCUCAUGUCCGGCAGGAUUCACUGGACGUUUCUGCGAGACACAAACUGACCAAUGUGGUUCUCGGACCUGCCUGAACAACGGCCAGUGUCGCAGAGAUUCGAACGGGAGACUGCGCUGCGUCUGCCCACAUGGCGUAAUCGGGACGUUCUGCCAGACUUUGAUUACUUGUGAGUUCGUACCAUGUCUGAACCGAGGCGUGUGUGCCAGGAGACCCCCGCAAAACGCCCGCUCUCCGACCACGCCUGUCUGCGUCUGCGCAAAAGGAUUCACCGGCAUGCGCUGCGAGAAGGAAGUGACUUCGUCACCGUGUGACGUGAUUUCCUGUCAAAAUGGCGGCCGCUGUUCGUUGAGUCGGACUGGCGUGGCGAAAUGUCGCUGUAAGAGAGGGUGGACAGGGCGGAGAUGUGAGGUGCUGAAAGACAGGCAGUUUGGGCGGGAUAAGUGCCAGGGGUACUGUCGGAAUGGCGGAACGUGCUCUUUGUCUACGGG
Aplysia californica (California sea hare) is the source of this 2625-nucleotide messenger RNA. Its product is annotated as neurogenic locus notch homolog protein 1-like. Gene Ontology annotation, cellular component: plasma membrane; protein-containing complex. Gene Ontology annotation, biological process: establishment or maintenance of epithelial cell apical/basal polarity; heterophilic cell-cell adhesion. The record is from RefSeq and is a predicted model, not a curated record. Gene Ontology annotation, molecular function: calcium ion binding. NCBI's taxonomy places the organism in Eukaryota, Metazoa, Mollusca, Gastropoda, Aplysiida, Aplysiidae.